Ornithorhynchus anatinus (platypus) is the source of this 950-nucleotide messenger RNA. RefSeq names its product dynein light chain 1, cytoplasmic. The transcript has 3 exons. Bases 478 to 747 code for a protein of 89 amino acids. Gene Ontology annotation, cellular component: cytoplasmic dynein complex. Lineage: Eukaryota; Metazoa; Chordata; Mammalia; Monotremata; Ornithorhynchidae. Gene Ontology annotation, biological process: cilium assembly; microtubule-based process. The record is from RefSeq and is a predicted model, not a curated record. Gene Ontology annotation, molecular function: dynein intermediate chain binding; dynein light intermediate chain binding.
CAAAUUUCCACCACCGUUUGCAGUGCGAUCCCGCACAUUUCUACCACCCGCUUUAAAGCGAAAUCCCGCAGAGUUCUACCACCGUCUGAAACGCGAUCCUGCCAAUUUCUACGGCCCUUUUAAGCGCCGAUCCUGCUAAUUUUUACCACCGUUUGAAGCGCAAUCCUGCCAAUUUCUACGACCGCUUGAAGCGCAAUCCUGCCAAUUUCUACCACCGUUUGAAGCGCAAUCCUGCCAAUUUCUACGACCGCUUGAAACGCAAUCCUGCCAAUUUCUACGACCGCUUUGAAGCGCAAUCCCGCAAAUUUCUGCGACCGCUUUAAGCGAAGUCGUGCAAAUUUCCACGCCCGUUUUAACAAAAUCCCGCAGAUUUCCACGCCCGUUUUCAUCCCCCAAAUUUCUACGACCGUUUCAAGUGAAGCCCCGCAAAUUCCUCCGACCGUUUUAAGUCUGCAAACUUCAAAGCCCGUUGUAACCAUGUGCGACCGAAAAGCCGUGAUCAAAAAUGCGGAUAUGUCGGAGGAGAUGCAGCAGGACUCGGUGGAAUGUGCCACUCAGGCCCUGGAGAAAUACAAUAUAGAGAAGGACAUAGCAGCUCAUAUCAAGAAGGAGUUUGACAAGAAGUACAAUCCCACCUGGCACUGCAUUGUGGGGAGGAACUUCGGUAGCUAUGUGACACACGAGACUAAACACUUCAUCUACUUCUACCUGGGCCAAGUUGCCAUUCUUCUGUUCAAAUCCGGUUAAAGCAUGGACUAUGAGAUCCACCGAUCCAUCCAAAAAAGGACUGCAGCCGAAAUUCCAAAUACCAGAGACUGAAAUCUUCAGCCUUGCCAAGGGAACACCUUGCUCUCGAAGCCUUUAUUGUGCUGUUGUUGUUGUUGUUAAUGUACAGGGGUCUCCUGUGUACUAGUCUGUUCAUCGUGGCUAUAAAAUAAUUAGCAAAACAA